Electrophorus electricus (electric eel) is the source of this 3158-nucleotide messenger RNA. RefSeq names its product raftlin family member 2 (gene rftn2). The record is from RefSeq and is a predicted model, not a curated record. Lineage: Eukaryota; Metazoa; Chordata; Actinopteri; Gymnotiformes; Gymnotidae.
GUCGCAAGAGCGUUGGAACUGAAGUGAAUGACUCAGUUUACACUUUAAUGCCGAAGCAGAUGUGCAUAUUACUCCAACUUCAGCAGCUGGAGAACUUACUUUAGUUUUUUCUGGGUUGUGGAGACCACGGAGAUAUAUCUAUAUAUAUAGAUAGAUAGAUAGAUAGAUAGAUAGAUAGAUAUAUUUUAGCAAGUCUGCAAGCUUUGAAUGGCGUUCUCCUGACUUGACUUCAAGGUCACCGUGAAGUGUUCUGCCACUGUCGCGGAUUAAGUUGCCGGAGCGGUGAUGGAACGAGCGUGUUAGAGUGGGUGCACAGCGCGUGGUCCUCUCGUGCGCUCGCGAGUAGGGUUCUCUCCCUCCCCAAUACCCCUCGUGCUCGGUCUCGCGCCACAAUGGGAUGCGGGUUACGAAAGCUGGAGGAUCCCGAAGACAGCAGCAGUCCUGGGAAAAUCUACUCCACUCUGAGGAGACCUCAGGUGGAAAGCAAAACGGACGCCGCGUACGAGUACGCCCUGCUGGACUUCAGUUUAGAAGGUAGCCGGCCCACCGUGCAGUACCUGUCCUCCCUGUGCGAGCUACCCCAAGCCGUCCAGUCCUACUACACGCAGGGCUACACGCUGGCCGCCCUGCACCCCAUCAUCCUGUCAGUGGGGCGCGCGCGCACACUGCCCUUCAGCCUGCUCUACAGGGCCAUACUGGUCCGGCCCAAACCCAGUAAGCACACUGUAGCCCUGGUUCACAGCACGCCAGUGUUGUGGGUGGAAGAGUGGCCUCUGUCUGGAGACUCCCUCACCGACACUACCGUGACAGCUCUCCUAGACCGGGUCAACUGUAGUGUUCGAGGAGGCAUGCGGUUCGUGGGCUCGGUGCUCCAGCAAGCAGGUGGAGGAGGUGGUGGGUGCAACGGUAGGAUGGGGAGCCCCAGGCGGGGCUACCGCUCCCCGCCCCGCACGCCCCCUCGCACUCCCCCAGGAGACGGAGACGUGGAGGAUGGAGCAUGCAGCCCAGAUCUGAAGCUGUUGGUGCUCUUCCACUCCUGGCCUCCAGGAUGCACCCCACUGGAUGCCCUGGCUUGCUGCUACCACCAGGGGGCACUCUCCAUGCGCGUGUCCAGGAAGGGUCAAGUCGUUAGUGGUCUGGAGGCUGAUUGGCUAGAGCUGACCGCAGCCUACUAUCGCAAGGGUUGGUCAUUAGUGGACUCCUUUGUGUACUGGGAUACACCUAAAGGUGAGCCAGUGCCCAGAUCUUUAGAGGGACUGUUUAUGUAUGAGGAGAGGAACACUGCACCACCCGCCAAUGACACCAUCGUAGUGGAGCAGUGGACUGUUAUUGAGGACUCUGCUGUGAAGACAGACUACGGGCCACUCCUCCAUACACUGGCCGAGUUUGGCUGGUUACUGACGUGUGUGCUACCCACCCCCGUCAUUCGCCAUGACAGUGAGGGAAAUCUUGCCACCAAACAGGUGGUUUUCCUCCAGAGGCCUGUUAAAUCCCAGCCAUUGCAGCAGCACAGUGAGGUGGGCUCCCCCCGGAGAGAAGUGGCCAGUCACUCAGUGAGUCGAGGGGUGGGAGCAUCUCACACUGAGGAGUUUCCCCCUUGUUCGGGGGGCAUCGGGGGUUUCCCUGUGUUUGGAGGGGGCUAUCCCAGUGCCCUGUCCUGUCUGGAGGAGGGUCCCCUGGAACAGGAUGAAGGGGUGGCCCAGGUCACCUGCAUGUGAGCAGCCCAAGCACAGAGGGCAGUCUUUCAGAAUACGGGACCAGACAUUCACAACUCCGCCUCAGUUUGGCUGGUUAUAGCCCAAAAUCAGUUUUGUGUUAUGGGUGGAAUGACUUAAGACUGACAGAGUUGAAGUUCUUUGCAUUUUCCCUAUUCUUUGGAAAUGGAUUUUUAACCCAUAUAUUUGAGGUAAUUUUUUUUAAAUGAAGCCAUAACUAUUUUAUGCGGGGAAUUUCAAUUUUGUACAUUUUUCUAUUCUAAUGCAUCACAAACAGCCAUAAGGCGAAUCCAGUAUGUGGCCCCAGUGUCUGAACAAUCGAGUUGGGAUUUCUAACCUGAAGCACUGCUAGGAUUUUAUACCGUGCACCGAAUCACCCACUACCUUGACCUGAGCAAAUACAUCUUACAAAAUACCGCGCAGACCACCAUCACGGGGACAAGAUUAUAACACGCAUUUCUAGUACUAAUCUGUUUUACUCUCUCACUAAACACAUUUCUCUCACCUAAAUCUGUCUUACUAUUUUUCACUCACAUUUGUUUCUCAGUUCUAUUUCCUGUUUUUUCUGUUUCUUCCCCCCCCUGACUAGUUCACAUUAGUUCCUUCCUCCUAACACCUGCAGUAGCUCGAGGGUGCACGGUGGCUCUGGCAAUGAGCCUCCCCACAGAUCCCCUGCAGUGCGCUGCACUGUGUGAAUGUUCACUCGGCAGCAGUAUUUUGGGCACACUUGUGCCGGUGCGGAGCCCUCCAGCCUCUUGGGGAGCCUGGAGUUUUUCUAAAAGGGCUUUCUGAGGCCAGGAUUCACGCGCACAAAAUGACUUUCACACACAGCCUCUGCUCACCAGCACAUCUGUAAAGUGAACAUAUAUCUGACACUGCAGGCUGUGUCAGAGUGAUGCUAUAGCUGUAUGUUGAUCUCUUGUGGAAUAUCUGUGGACGUAUUGGCCUAUAAAACAUUUUGUUCACACUUUAAAAAGGGAGGGCAAUGCACACUCUUUGUAAAGUCAACACAUUCACUUAGUAAUCAGUAUUUUAGUCUGAUGAUCACCAUUCUGCAUUCAGCGCCUUUUUUGGCUUGACUUUGUACAGCAGUGGCUCUACUCUGUUAAAACUAAUGAGCUGGGUGUCACAGAAAAAAAGCAUUAGAUUAUUUAAUCUUUAACUUUUUCUACUUUUGUCACAGAUGUAAUGUUGGAUUCCUGUUCAAAGGGUUUGUCCCAAGUUGUACUAGAAAACAACAAAAAUGUAGGUUGUAAAAUGUAUCAUGCUGCUGUGUAUAUGAUUUAAGCCAUUGAGUACUGAGAUCCAUUUUUGCUGUCAUUUUGUUUUUAUUAAGCCACUUUCAGACCAGUGUUCUCUACCAGCUGCAGUAUUUGGAUAUUUGAACAUUUUAACUUGCCACUUACUGUGUUAAUAUAUUAUUAAAACAGGUAUUUGCUUUUA